Sorghum bicolor (sorghum) is the source of this 3354-nucleotide messenger RNA. Its product is annotated as receptor-like protein kinase HSL1. The record is from RefSeq and is a predicted model, not a curated record. The transcript is spliced from 2 exons. Bases 168 to 3026 code for a protein of 952 amino acids. Gene Ontology annotation, biological process: protein phosphorylation. Gene Ontology annotation, molecular function: protein kinase activity; receptor serine/threonine kinase binding; ATP binding. NCBI's taxonomy places the organism in Eukaryota, Viridiplantae, Streptophyta, Magnoliopsida, Poales, Poaceae.
UGACUUCCAAUGGGCACUGAUCUUCCAUCUAUAAGAGGAAAUCAUGGAGAGCGAGCCUUCGAAUUCUGUGACGGUGUGACCAAAAGUCCAAAACAUAACUCCCUCCUCAAAACCUCCGCUCUCCAGUCUCUCCACUCGCCCACCACCGCCACCGCCAGGCGCCAGCCAUGGAUGCCACCCGCUGCCUCCUCGCGUUCCUGCUGCUCCUGCUCCAGUCCAUUGCUGGCGCAUCCUCCGACACCAAGCAUCUCAUCGCCGCCAGGUUCGCGCUUCGCGACCCCACCGGCGCUCUCGCCGGCUGGGCCGCCGCCACCAACCGCAGCUCCCCGUGCCGCUGGGCGCACGUCUCUUGCGCCAACAACUCCACGGGAGCCGUCGCUGGGGUCAAUCUUUACAAUCUCACCCUCGGCGGCGUCUUCCCCACCGCGCUCUGCUCCUUGCGGUCCCUGGAGCACCUCGACCUCUCCGCGAACCAACUGAUGGGCUCGCUGCCGUCGUGCGUCGCGGCGCUCCCGGAGCUCAUCCACCUCAACCUCGCCGGGAACAACUUCUCCGGCGAAGUCCCGCGGUCGUGGGGCGCCGGGUUCCGCUCGCUUGCCGUGCUGAACUUGGUCCAGAACAUGCUCUCGGGCGAGUUCCCGACGUUCUUGGCCAACCUCACCGGCCUCCGGGACCUCCAACUCGCCUACAACCCCUUCGCUCCGUCACCAUUGCCGGAGAAGCUCUUCGACCUAGCCGGCCUCCGCGUGCUGUUCAUCGCCAACUGCUCCCUCAACGGUACCAUCCCCUCUUCCAUCGGGAAGCUCAAGAAUCUCGUCAAUCUGGACAUUUCGAGGAACAACUUAUCCGGUGAGGUGCCAUCAAGCAUUGGGAAUCUGAGUUCUUUGGAGCAGAUCGAGCUCUUCUCCAACCAGCUCUCCGGUAGUAUUCCCAUGGGUCUAGGGGGGCUCGAGAAGCUGCAUUCGCUGGACAUCUCCAUGAACCAGCUCACUGGGGAGAUACCGGAGGACAUGUUCACGGCGCCGAUGCUUUCUAGUGUGCACCUGUACCAGAACAAUCUGUCCGGUCCGUUGCCGGUGACGAUGGGGACGGCGGCGCCAAGUCUGUCUGACCUGAGGAUUUUCGGCAACCAGUUUUCAGGGCCGUUGCCGCCAGAGUUUGGGAAGAAUUGCCCGAUCGGAUUCCUAGACGCGUCGGACAACCGGCUGUCGGGUCCGAUUCCGGCGACGCUUUGUGCUUUUGGAAAUCUAAACCAGCUCAUGUUGCUGGACAAUGAGUUUGAGGGCCCCAUUCCGGUUGAACUGGGGCAAUGCCGGACACUCGUGAGGGUGCGGCUGCAGAGCAACAGGCUGUCUGGCCCAGUGCCACCAAAUUUUUGGGGAUUGCCCAAUGUCUACUUGCUGGAGCUUCGUGAGAAUGCACUGUCAGGGACGGUUGAUCCUGCCAUUGCCGGUGCCAAGAACCUAUCCACGCUGCUCCUACAGGACAACCGGUUCACUGGUACUCUGCCUGCCGAGCUGGGGACGUUGGACAGCCUGCAAGAGUUCAAGGCCUCCAACAAUGGUUUCACUGGACCCAUACCUCAGUCGAUUGCCAAGCUUUCAUUGCUUUACAAUCUUGAUCUGAGCAACAAUUCUCUCUCUGGAGAGAUCCCAGGGGAUAUUGGUAAGCUGAAGAAACUGGCACAGUUGGACCUUUCACAUAACCACCUCACCGGGAAUGUCCCUUCGGAGCUUGGAGAGAUCGUCGAGAUAAAUACACUUGAUUUGUCAAACAAUGAGCUUUCUGGUCAGUUGCCUGUGCAGUUGGGGAAUCUCAAGCUAGCUCGUUUCAACAUAUCCUAUAACAAGCUCUCAGGGCAUCUACCCAGUUUCUUCAAUGGCUUAGAGUACAGGGACAGCUUCUUGGGCAACCCUGGCCUGUGCUAUGGGUUCUGUCAGAGCAACGACGAUUCAGAUGCCAGACGGGGCGAGAUUAUCAAGACGGUGGUCCCCAUCAUAGGUGUUGGUGGCUUCAUCCUACUCAUUGGCAUCGCUUGGUUCGGCUACAAGUGCAGGAUGUACAAGAUGAGUGCUGCUGAAUUGGAUGAUGGGAAAUCUAGUUGGGUGCUGACAUCCUUCCACAGGGUGGAUUUCAGUGAGAGGGCUAUUGUCAAUAGCCUUGAUGAGAGCAAUGUGAUUGGUGAGGGCGGUGCAGGCAAGGUGUACAAGGUGGUUGUAGGGCCACAAGGUGAGGCCAUGGCUGUCAAGAAACUCUGGCCUAGUGGUGUGGCAAGCAAAAGGUUAGACUCAUUUGAGGCUGAGGUUGCCACGCUGAGCAAAGUUCGGCACAGGAACAUUGUAAAGCUUGCAUGCAGCAUCACAGACAGUGUCAACAGAUUGCUUGUCUACGAGUACAUGACAAAUGGUAGCCUGGGGGAUAUGCUCCAUAGCGCGAAACCCAGCAUCUUGGAUUGGCCCAUGAGGUAUAAGAUUGCUGUUAACGCUGCUGAAGGACUCUCAUACUUGCACCAUGACUGUAAGCCCCCAAUCAUUCAUCGAGAUGUGAAGUCAAACAACAUCUUGCUUGAUGCCGAGUAUGGUGCCAAAGUUGCUGAUUUUGGUGUUGCAAAGGCUAUUGGGGAUGGCCCGGCUACAAUGUCCAUCAUUGCAGGGUCUUGUGGAUAUAUCGCUCCUGAGUAUGCUUACACUCUCCAUGUAACUGAAAAGAGUGACAUAUAUAGCUUUGGUGUGGUGAUCCUUGAGCUUGUUACUGGAAAGAAGCCGAUGGCAGCUGAGAUUGGCGAGAUGGACCUGGUGGCGUGGGUAUCUGCCAGCAUUGAACAGAACGGGCUAGAGUCUGUGCUUGAUCAGAACCUCGCUGAGCAGUUCAAAGAUGAAAUGUGCAAGGUCAUGAAAAUUGCACUGCUCUGUGUCUCAAAACUUCCAAUUAAACGCCCACCAAUGAGGUCCGUGGUGACGAUGCUGCUGGAGGUCAAGGAAGAGAACAAGCCAAAGAUGAAGGCGGCGACAACUCUGCUCAUCUGACCUGGGGAGGCAAACCCAUCUGAACAAUAAUAAAUAAAAGUAGUGUUUGCUCUUCUUGGGAUAAUGUACUAAAACAAUCUGCAUUAUAUCUCAUCUUGAGAAGUUCAUUCCAGGUAGCAGCUAGCUAGGUCUGAAACGCAGCAUGGUGAUUGCUAAACCUUGUAACUGUAGUAGCCUUUUGCUCUGAAUGAGAAAGUGCUGGCUGCUGUCAAUUUUUCUCUGGCAUUUUUUUUUAUGUUCAUGACUUUCCAGGUAGCAGCUAGCUAGGUCUGAAACACAGCAUGGUGAUUGCUAAAGCUUGUACUGUAGUAGCCUUUUGCUCUGAAUG